Molecule: messenger RNA, 2144 nt
Organism: Odocoileus virginianus texanus
Lineage: Eukaryota; Metazoa; Chordata; Mammalia; Artiodactyla; Cervidae
Source: RefSeq, a predicted model, not a curated record
GGCGGCCUACAGUCCACGGGGUCGCUAAGAGUUGGACACGACUGAGCAAUUGAACACAACACACAAGGUAAGGAUGCCUGCAAAAUCAGUUUGCAAACACCACUGGACACACCAAGAGAAGGCCGCUGCAGGACUAGGACUGCAAUCCCCAUGGGGCUGUGCGGCUGCCUCACGAGAGUUGACCUAAUUCGGAAGCAUCGCGAGAGUUGGUUUAAAUGUGGCGGCAGGAAGGCGACGGCUGUGGAUACCCAAGCCGUUGGAAAAGUGGGCAACUGAGGCGAUGGCCGACAACUUCAGCCCUGACAGCGAGCCUACGACACGCACACUGCUACGGCGGGUGCUGGAUACAGCGGACCCGCGCACACCGCGGCGAGCCCGGAGUACUCGGUCUGGUUCUCACAGUUGCUGGUCUUUACACAGUGUCCAGAAUGACCUGCUUGAAACACCUUCCUCUAGGAGGCUGAGGAGUCAAACAAAGAUGACUGCCAGGCAUCGUUCUCAUACAGCCAGGUCUGUUGACAGAUUGGCCCGUGUUCAAGCCAGUGGACACCUGGAGGAACAGACACCCCGGACUCUGUUGAAGAACAUCAUACUAACUGCUCCAGAAUCUUCCAUUGUGAUGCCAGAGGCAGUGGUGAAGCUGGUGCCAUCACCACAGGUGGUCCAGCCUUCCAGACAGGAAAGCAGUCGGGGCAGCCUGGAGCUGCAACUUCCUGAACUUGAGCUCCCCACAACCCUGGCUCCAGGUCUGCUGGCUCCUGGCAGAAGGAAGCAGAGGCUGAGGUUGUCAGAGUUUCAACAAGGAAUGGACUGGGGGCAUCUUUCCAAAGAGCCUCGUGAGAAUGCUGAUGCCUCUUCCCUCACCAGCUCUCUCAACUUGACCUUUGCCGUGCCUGUCCAGCCACAAUCAGUGAAGAGGCCUGGUUUAGCUCGCAGACCUCCUACUCGCCGAGUGGUAGAUGUGGGUACAUUUUUGCAGGAUCUGCGAGAUAGUUCCUUUUCUGUGGCUCCUCCAGGUGAGAGCCACAGAACCCCUGUUGCUACUGUGCCAACGGACACAGUGUUGGAGGACACCCAGCCCUUCUCCCAGCCCUUGGCUGACCACUCCCCCAGUGUACACCACUCCCUGCCUUGUCCCUCUCACUCUGGGGCAAAAGAAGUGGAGGGGGCUGCCCGUCGCAGGACACGGAGCAGUGGGCCUGGACUUCAAAACAACCAUUCAGGUCCUGGGAAACCAGCCCAGCUUCUGGCAAGAAAGGUGGAGGAGGUUGAUGCCCUUGCCAUGGGCUUUCCAAACACCAGCAGUAUCUCUGGAGAAGAUGGCGUAGAGCCCUUACAGAAUGGAGUAGGUGAGGAAGCAGAGGAAAGUAUGGAAGAAAGCGUGAGUGUGAGGGAAGUGGAGAAGGCAGCAGAAGAACAAGAAUCUGCCAGGGCAGAAGAGCCUGAAGGACACACAGAGGUGACAGAAGCAGCGGGAUCCUUGGGGGCUAUUGAGGCCAAGGAGCCAGAAGGAUCUUCAGAGGAUAAAGAUACCUCUGCAAGUCCACAAUUGGCCCCCAGCACUCCAGAGUUCCUUCAGGCCAGGCGACUUCAGUUUCCUGAGCCAGCUCCACCACCAAGCACUGCAGUCUUACCUUCAGAACUCCCAAAGCGUCUGUCGGCCAGGAUUCCUCCCAGGCCCCGAAUCCCUGGCUCCAGACCCCGUCAAGAUCCCUACAAGGCUGGACUGAACCACUAUGCAAAACUCUUUAGCUUCUAUGCUAAGAUGCCCAUGGAGAAGAAGGCUGUGGAGAUGGUGGAGAAGUGCCUGGACAAGUACUUCCAGCAUCUUUGUGAAGACUUGGAGGUAUUUGCUGCUCAUGCUGGGCGCAAGACUGUGAGGCCAGAGGACUUGGAGCUGCUGUUGCGAAGGCAGGGCCUGGUCACUGACCGAGUCUCCCUGCAUGUGCUCGUGGAGCGGCACCUGCCCCUGGAGUACCGGCAGCUGCUCAUCCCUUGUGCCUUCAGUGGCAACUCUGUCUUCCCCACCCAGUAGGGACCAGGACUCAAUACCUGCCCUGUCCCCACCUGGGGUUGCUUGGCCCCACAUACACUUCUAGGCUUCCUCCCCACCCCUCAGCAUCAAUAAAGUGUCACAAACAGAG